Leptinotarsa decemlineata (Colorado potato beetle) is the source of this 1185-nucleotide messenger RNA. It is a transcript of the gene axo, whose product is annotated as axotactin. The record is from RefSeq and is a predicted model, not a curated record. Gene Ontology annotation, molecular function: serine-type endopeptidase inhibitor activity. NCBI's taxonomy places the organism in Eukaryota, Metazoa, Arthropoda, Insecta, Coleoptera, Chrysomelidae.
ACCAUCGGGACAAAACUAAAAAAACUUAUGAAACAAAAACUAAAUGUCGAAGUUACUACUUACUAGUUGGGUUGAGCCUAGAAGGAUUUUUGACUGUCCAAGAAGAUAGAGAAGGGUCGGUCUUCUCCACCACUGUCAAUAAGAAAAAUUUUAUCAAUGGUGCUAGACAUUCUGUACACUAUAGAAGGGAUUUCAAGGAAUUUGAAUUAUACGUUGAUAGGGAAUUAACGCCAAUGGCACAGAUUCCUGCACAAACAUUUACCAAUAUUCCUGAAAAGGGAGCCAAUGAAGUACAGAUUGGAGGCCAUGACACCAAUGAUCCACGAUUUGCCACGUACAAGAGAUAUAGCGGAUGUUUAUCAAAUAUAUUUAUUGAGGUGAAUGAACAUGUUAUGAAACCUUUGGAAGAAUAUAUGCUCUUUACAAAAACUGGAACAGAGAAGGUCAAUGUUUCAAACCAGCAUGGCGUGAGAAGUGCUCAGUGCAGCUCUGACUUCGAUAAAAUCCAUGAAAAAACUCCAGGGACAACAAAUCUUAACAUAAGUCAGGGUACAGAUAAGACAUGGGUUCAGGAUGCACCGCAGAGGAUUCUUUAUACCUCAAUAUACUCUGCUACUACUGAAGAGGAAGAUGGAAAAGAAAAACUAAUUGUUAUAAUUCUGUCAUCAUUUUUUGUAUUGGUUGUGAUUUGUUGCACCUACCAUGUAUUCAUAACCGAAAAGAAAUAUAGAGAGCGAAAGGAAUUCGAAACGGAUGCUAGUAUUUUGUUAUCAAAACAACAGGCCACACUUCUACAAGAAAACAACAAAACUUCUGAAGAUGACAAAAAGUCUGUAAACCAAAAUGGAAAAAUACCACAUGAAACUUCAAAAGAACCUACAAACAAUGGGGACACUAAGCAGAAUCUAAAUGAUGAAGAAGUUUCGAUAGGAGAAAUUAUUUCUAAAUCGGAAGAAGUUAUUAAACCACUAACCAGGAGCGACAGUAAAAGAGAAAAGCACAAACGAAUUAGCUUCAGGGAAAGCACUGGCGAACUUUCCUUAGAAAGUGCAGAAACUUUGAGUCCGAUGCUUGAAGUAGAUGAAGAGGACGAAGAAUUAGUCGAAAGUAAAGCACCUCCUCCACCUUAUGGAAUUCAAAAUAGACAAGCUAAUGAACAGUGCUCCGAGGAAGACAGUUUAUUUG